AUGACAACCAACACACCAUCCGAGACUCCAACAAUGACUCCAGCAACACCAGCACGUGCCAAUGCACUCCUAUCAAACCUAACAGCCGUGCUCACUCGCGUGCGCACCGCCGUCCUCCAAUCCCCAAUUCCCAACAAACCAAUCCGACUCGUCGCGGUCUCCAAGCUCAAGCCCGCAUCCGACGCACUGGCACUGCACCAAGCCCCAGGAUCACAACUCCACUUCGGCGAGAACUACCUUCAAGAACUACUCGAGAAAUCGCGGCUGCUGCCUGCAAGCAUCAAAUGGCAUUUCAUCGGCGGGCUGCAGAGCAACAAGUGUGUGACGCUUGCGCGGGACGUGCGCGGGCUGUGGGCUGUCGAGAGUGUGGACUCGGAGAAGAAGGCGAAGUUGCUAGAUAAGGGCUGGGGAGAGAGGGGUCCUGAGAUGGCAGCUACAAACCAUGACGAAGAUGGGAGGUUGCGCAUCUAUGUUCAGAUUAAUACGUCUGGCGAAGAGAAUAAAGCUGGUAUUGAGCCUGCUAAGGCGGCGGCGCUUUGUCGAUAUGUUCGUGAGCAGUGUCCUCGGCUUAAGUUGCAGGGUUUCAUGACUAUUGGGGCUAUUGCGAGAUCGCGGGCGACGACGGUGGAAAAUGAGAAUGAGGAUUUUGUUUGUCUGAAGGAGACGAGGGAUCGAGUUGUUAAGGAGCUUGGGUUGGUUGGGGAUGAGGCUGGGUUGGAGCUUAGUAUGGGCAUGAGCUCUGAUUUCGAGGGGGCAAUUGCUCUUGGUAGUGAUCAGGUUAGGGUUGGGACUACGAUCUUUGGAGAUCGGCCGCCAAAGGCGGAGGCGAGUGUUGUUUGA
This is a messenger RNA of Penicillium hordei, 840 nucleotides long. RefSeq names its product YggS family pyridoxal phosphate enzyme. The transcript has a single exon. Gene Ontology annotation, cellular component: intracellular anatomical structure. Lineage: Eukaryota; Fungi; Ascomycota; Eurotiomycetes; Eurotiales; Aspergillaceae. Gene Ontology annotation, molecular function: pyridoxal phosphate binding. Bases 1 to 840 code for a protein of 279 amino acids. The record is from RefSeq and is a predicted model, not a curated record.